AAAAAAAAAAAAAAAAAAACUAGUCCAAAAUAUUAUGUGAAAGAAGCUCUGAAUCUGGCGAAUCGAGCUGAAGAGAUAAGAAAAAGAAAAGGACGGAGAAUUAAUUAAAGAAUGAAGAGCAUUUAAAAGUAAAAAUAAAUAGCUGAAGUUGACCGAGCAAGUCAAGCUCCUCAGAAUAUGAAUAUACCAGAUCUCAAAUCUUGAAAAAAGAAAAAGGACACAAUUCAUAUUUUGCUGCUACCUUGAAAACCCAAACCCGUCUUCGUUCUUUCUUGUUCUUCUCUCCGGUGCGUAGACAAGGCCAUGAAGAAUUUUCUCACGUUCAAUCAAAGCAGGAGCUUCUGCGCAGCCGAUGGAAUCAAAAAGACAAUCCCAAGAGGAGGACAAAAGGGCUGAUCAAAAGCGGAGUCGUCAGAAUUCACAACUAUGGGAAAUAUUGCGUAUUAGAAGGUAUCUGCCUCUCAUUUGGAAUGAGCCCUAUUUGGAAGAUUUUAUUCGAAAUACGACCCGAGAGGUGGUUGAACUCCAACUACCAAGACUAACAAGUAGUAUUCAGACUGAAAUAUCUGGAGGCCACAGAUUCUUGAAGCUGGUUUUUAGGAAUGAAUUGCCUGAUACAAUUUAUACUAUGUCCAAGUUGAAAGCUAGAGACAACAAUCCUCUUGAGGUCGUUCUUUUCGAUACUAAAUCUCAGUCUAUAGUCUCUGAUGAGAAUGAUCCACUGUCUUCGAUCAAGGUAGAGAUUUGCGCCCUUGAUGGUGAGUUUGGUUCAGAUGGCAGUGAAAAUUGGAGCAAAGAUGAAUUCAAAUCCAAAAUCUUAAGUCCAAGAAGCAAUAAAGGGCAGUUACUGAAAGGAGACACGGUUUUUGCGCUUAAAAAUGGAGUAGGUUUUAUCCACAAUGAAUUCACUGACAACUCAUCUUGGAUAAGAACAGGACGUUUCAGAUUAGGAGCGAUAGUUGCGAAAUCAAAUAUGAAUGACGCAUUAAUCAUCAAGGAAGGUAUAAGUAAACCUUUUAGAGUCAGGGACUACAGAAGUGAGUUGAACAAGACAAAGAAUCCAUCCCUCAGUGAUGAAAUAUGGCAUUUGAAACAUAUAUCAAAAAAAGGGAAAAUUUUUGAGCAGCUUUCUAAGGACGGGAUACUCACUGUUGGGGAUUUUUUGAAGGAGCAUGAAACCAAUCCAUUAUCUUUGGAAGAGAAACUCAGCAAGAUUUCCUCCAAAAGACAACGGGAAGAAAUAUAUAAGCAGGCUAAGAAAGCAAAGCAUGCUGAGACUGGUGUUGCUGAAACCAUAUUAUUUGAAGGACAAAAUUAUCUGUCAGAGAAUAAUACUUUCAACUCCGAUCAGAUGCAGGCAUGUCAAAGUUCGAGGAGUCUGAUGCAGGUUGAGCUGAUAAAUGGUGCUCCAGAUCAAGAUGUUCAACGGGUUGCUCAGCAAGAAGAAAGUCUUUGCCGAAGGGGCAUAGAAGACUGGUUUGAUGAAUUAUCACAGAAUGAUGAACUUGAUCUACUCAUAUAUCCUUUGCUCCCUCCAAGUAAUAAUGAUGAAGCAGAACCUGACAAAAACCGUGCUUUGUAUUCGUCAAACAAAGGGAAAAGCAAGAUGAUGUAAGUGCUUUCAAAUGGGACAUUCUGCAUGCAGCUAAGGCCAAAGCUUUCUCGCCGCCAUUGUUGACUAUAACUCUAUUUCAAGGACAAUACUCAAAUAUAGUAUAUCUGUUAAUUCAUUGAUUUGAUUUCUACUUAUAGUUGCAAUUGGUCAGCCACUUUAACCUAGAGAGUUUUAAUAUUAAUGUGGAGUUUUUAAGAGUAUUCCUUUUCAUUUUUUAAGUAAAAAUCUGUUCCAUUCUUUGCUUUAACAGUAACGCAC
This is a messenger RNA of Vigna radiata var. radiata (mung bean), 1873 nucleotides long. Its product is annotated as protein SAR DEFICIENT 1. Lineage: Eukaryota; Viridiplantae; Streptophyta; Magnoliopsida; Fabales; Fabaceae. The record is from RefSeq and is a predicted model, not a curated record. Gene Ontology annotation, biological process: regulation of salicylic acid biosynthetic process. Gene Ontology annotation, cellular component: nucleus. Gene Ontology annotation, molecular function: calmodulin binding; DNA-binding transcription factor activity; sequence-specific DNA binding. The transcript has 9 exons. The coding region runs from base 353 to 1615 and encodes 420 amino acids.